GGAAAUUUAAAAUCUCGACGGCGUUAAUUUAAAGUAAACACAAACCAGCGGAAUAAAUCCUCCCAAAACAACCCGAAAAUGACCGCAGCCUGACGCUCUGCACCUUCAAAAAUCUGACCCUUGACCCUGGUGGCUGUGCUCAUGCAGGGUCACAUCACAUAACAUGAAGAAGAAGGCGAGGAGGAGGUCUCAGGUCGCAGACGCCGGCAGCAACCAGGGGGAGCGCUGUGUUCUCUGCAGGCUCAGUGAUGAUGACCCUUCCAUGUUUGGGGAAAAAGUGACACUCAAAGAGCACAAGCUCUCCGUCCACUACUUCUGUUUGCUGACGUCUUGUGGAGUUUACCAGCGCGGAGAGGAGGAUGAGGGCGUCUUUGGUUUCCUGGUGGACGACAUCAAACAGGAGAUCCGCCGGUCGGCUCGACUGACGUGUUCCUGCUGUAAGAAGAAGGGAGCAUGUGUCGGCUGUAACGUUCGAAGUUGCAGGAAGAUGGUCCACUUCCCCUGCGGGAGGAAACAGAAGUUUAUCUCACAGUUUACUGGACUCUUCCCGUCGUACUGUUCGGAUCACAGUCCCUCUCAGUCUCUGUGUGUGGGUUCAGACCUAAGUCUGCCUCAGUCUUGCUCCAUCUGUUUGGACUCCAUUGAGCCCAUCCUCUGCUACUCCGUCCUCAAAUGUCCAUCCUGCCACGCCAGCUGGUUCCACAGGGACUGUGUGCAGCGUCAGGCCUACAGUGCCGGCCUCUUCUUCUUCAGAUGUACUCUCUGUAACAACAAGGAGAACUUCCAGGAAGAGAUGCUCAGGAUGGGAAUAUACAUCCCAGAGAGAGAUGCCUCAUGGGAGAUGGAGGCAAACGCAUAUUCAGAGCUGUUGCAGGUUUACAAUCGCUGUGACGCUCUCACCUGCCUCUGCAACGAGGGACGCACACACUCCGCCAAGACUGGUUGGUUUGAGGUGAUUCGCUGCUGGCUGUGUGGAUCUGGCGGGACUCACAGAAAAUGUUCAGGGCUGAAGUUGGACACCAGCGACUGGGCAUGCAGCGACUGCACAAAGGCUACUGACGGGAAAGCUUCCCUGGUUUCAUCUCCUCAGGGGGGUCAGAGGAGGAGUCUGCUGUCCAAACGCCACCUGUCCCCCAUCCACUCCUCCAUCAGCUGUAAGAGACCAUCUGGUUCACCUGAGAAGUUCCUGCAGGCAUUGGCUCCUCAGCUCCGCCCCCUCCGUGUCCAGGUGGAGGUGAGCGGGGAUCAGGCUCUGUCUGCAGGUGUGGAGCUGGUGAGGAGGGCCGAUUUCGACCCCACACACACACUGUCUGUCAGGUUCAAAGACGAUCAGCAGACUGCAUUUCCCAGCAGUCUCCGGGACAGCGACGCAGCCAGGCAGUUCUUCCUGAAGCUGCUGAUUCAACAGAUCCAGGACUCUGUAGUGUUCGAGGGUCCAGAUGGAUACAAGAAUCUGGCACUGGACUCCCAGGCUCUGCGUGAGGACCUGUACUUCGAUGUCGGCUGCCUUCUGGCUCUCUCUCUGGUUCACGGCAGUCCUCCUGUGGGCUUCUUCUCUCACGCUCUCUACCAGUGUCUGUUCAACUACCCGCCCAACCGCCCGCUCACCGUCACACACAUGACCCCCAACACACACUUCACCUCGCUAGUCAGCAGGAUUGCAGAGGCGGAGUCUUUAGAGGAGCUGAAAGAACUCAUGGCGGCGAGUUGGGAGUACCUGGAGCUGGCCGGCUGCAACCGACCAAUAAGCAGCCUGAAGGAAAAAGAGGCUCUGGUGGAUGAUCUGGUCAGCUUCACUAUGAUCACCAGGAUGCAGCUGCCACUGCGGAGGUUUCGGGAGGGCUUGCAGACUUUGGGUGUCUUUGAUCAGGUGCAGCUCUUCCCGUCGGUGUUCUACAGUGUUUUCUGUGAAGCGGCUGAUCGUCUCACGGCUCAGACUGUCGGUCAGCUCUUUACCAUCAACUUCUCCCAGCAGGAGGAGAGACUGAACAAGGAGACGCCCGCCAUCACCUUCUGGAGACACUUCCUGUUGGAGUGUGAAGUUGGGAGGAGCUCUAUCUCGCUGCAGGACCUUCUUUGUUUCGCCACAGGAGCAGAGGAGCUCCCAGCAGCCGGCCUGCUCCCUUCUCCCUCCAUUUCCUUCCUCCAUCCCUCUGGGGCUGAGGAGGAGGAGGGUGGAGCAGGAGAGAGGGAGACAGUCAGACCAGGGAGAGGAGCGUGGAGGGACAGUGGGCUCUUCCCUCAGAGCGAGCCUGCCUCCAAACACCUCCUCCUGCCUGUCACCACCUCCUACCAAGCCUUCAAAAGCUCCAUGGAGCAGGCCGUCAGCCACUAUAUGCACCUCCUCCCCAGUUAGAUGAGGAGAGAGGAGAUCUGGUUGGGGUCGAAAAACAGCAGAAAGUGCUUUCUGCAAUUAACGAUCCAGACUUUUAAAAAAAAAUGUUAUGUAAUGUUAUUGAUUGGCCCUUUGCUAAGACCCGACCUACUCCUCCAUUGUUAGUUUAUCAUAGAUAUAGAAAUAUGUCAUUUCAAAAUUGGAAAAAUUUAGGGAUAUUUAAUAUCAUGCUAACAGGGGCUAAAGCUAACAGGUCCCAAAUGCAGAAGCAGAUGAUCCAUGUAGAAUAUAUAGAAAUAAAGAAACAGCAUUGUUCUGUGGUGUAGAUCUUCUUAGUGUUACAGAACAAUAUUAUAAUUAAAAUGUCAUUUGUUGAAACAUAACCCUGUAUGGAUACUUAUAGAAAACAUACAUGAACAAACAACACGGUAGUUAAGAAUAAUUGGUGAGUUUGGCAAAUGUAACACUAUUUAUUAUAAAUCUGUUUGGAUUUCCAAUCCAAUAAAAACAAAGAUGACCAGUUGAUAUUGGCCUAACUCUGAUACCAUGAAAUAAUGUAGUUCACUAAAGACUUUAAGACUUUACCAUUGCAGAUAGUGAGCUUCUUAGCUGGACACGCUAACGUUAGCCAUGUUUCCUCUUCUGUUUUUGGUUUUGGGAACUCUUUCUAUACCGAGAGUUUCUCUUACUACAGCCCAAUGCACACAGCUCCCAAAGCUUGUCACGCCUAGCUACGUUUGCUAAUUUACGAUUGGACAAUGGCUGUUUGGAGGCGGGGUUUAGCAGACGUUCAAUUUCAUAUGUUGAAUACAUUUUCAGUUAAUCAAUUUUGUCUUUAAAGCUGCUACGAAAAGUCCAUCUGACGUCUUCAAACGUUCAAAACCCAAAGAGAUUCCGUUUACUUUGAUAUAAAACUGAGAAAAACAGACAAUCCUCACCCCAGACACCAGAGAAUUGUUGGUGUUUCUGCUUGAUAAAUGACUCUUAAAUAAUGAAUUGAUUAUCAAACUUGUUAGCAAUUACAUUUCAACAAUUUUAACUCUACUUGUUUUGGGAUUUUGGGGUCCCAUACUAAAUUAGGAAGUUUAUGUAUAAGCCAUUUAUUAUAUGUUUCUAUACCAGGAAGGUUUUUAUUUUAUUUUAGAUGGAGUAGUGUCGGAUGAUGUGACAAAUUCUGAAUAUCUAUCAGAGAUUUCUUUAUACCAGUUAUACCAAUGUAGCUAUGUUAUACUUCUGCAUAGUUUUCAUAUAUUUGAUUCAUAUGUUAUGUAAAAACCCCAAAAAAACACCUCACAAAUACAUAGUUUCAUAUUUAAAAAGGAGUCAGUUAUUCCCUAAAACAGCUGCUCACUGUAGUGUUUAUCAAACAAACAGGAGAUGUGUGUCUUUAAUAGUUUUUGGACAACAACAGUGGAGCUCUAUUGAGGAAGACGAAAUAUCAGGCUGUGAUACACACACCACUUGUCAUAGAUGCAUUCAUUUGGUCGUAUGACGAGCAGACAAAUAUAUCGCCAGAUUCAAACUUUAUGUUGUCAGAUUAGCCAGCUGGUUAUUUUAUCCAAGUUUACAUCACAUCCAUCCAUCAUUGAUAAGAAACACAUCAUGUUUAAAACUGAUUAAAAGAAGAAAUGUUCAAUUCAUAAACCACCUGUCUGCUGAAAACAUCCACUCCGACCGUCCGUACCUGUACGUUUGGUGAACACGGACGGUUCAGGUAUCGUGUCGCUCACUAAUGAAGCUGAUGAGUAAAAUAUUUUCAUAACCCAUAACUGCAGGUAGCAUUACAUUUAAAGUCUUUAAAUUUGCCUUUUUAAAACCUUUUUUCUUGUCUCUUUCCUUAAACAACAGGAUUUAUGAAAAAAGUUAAAAAAAACAAUGGUGCUGAUUUUAUAACUUUGCCUUCAAGUGUCAGAUUCUUGUACAUAGUUUAUUUCUUUAAGCUUUUAAUGAUGCUGAGAUAUCUCGUUUGUUGUGUUCUUUUUUUCUUUUCUUUUUUUGGUUUUCUGGCUUCAGUAAAGAGCCUCGUCCAAAGUUAAGGCGACACUUACAAACUUUUGUGUUUGGUCAAGUCAUGUUUUAUCAAAAGUUAAUUUGCUUUAUAAAUUUACAGCAACCCCAUAAUGUGUCCCCUCAAGCUAUGUAAAUUUCUCAAUUAAGUUGCAAAUUCAGGGGUUCUUCUUAAGGCUCUGGUUGAUGGAUUGAUAGUGAUUGUGUCCAUUAAACCCUUAUAAUCCUAUUAUGAAGUUAUGUAAUUACAUCAUUAUUAAAAUCAAAUCUGACCAAA
This is a messenger RNA of Micropterus dolomieu (smallmouth bass), 4619 nucleotides long. It is a transcript of the gene g2e3, whose product is annotated as G2/M-phase specific E3 ubiquitin protein ligase. Gene Ontology annotation, molecular function: ubiquitin-protein transferase activity. Bases 164 to 2356 code for a protein of 730 amino acids. The record is from RefSeq and is a predicted model, not a curated record. The transcript has 17 exons. Gene Ontology annotation, cellular component: nucleus. NCBI's taxonomy places the organism in Eukaryota, Metazoa, Chordata, Actinopteri, Centrarchiformes, Centrarchidae.